CAUGGCGGCGCCCAGGGACGAUUGGUCACGUGGGCCACGCGAAUCUGUCAUUGACUCCGCCGCAGAGCGCUCGAGACUCGGAAACUCUCCCGUAGAGCCCUUGACUUACUCAUUGACUCUCCCAUGGAGUCCUUGACCCCCUCAUCGAUUCUCCCGUAGAGUCUUUGACUCAUCGACUCUCCUACAGAGUCGUUGACUCACUCAUCGACUCUCCUAUAGAGUAAUUGACUCACUCAUCGACUCUCCCAUAGAGUCGUUGACUCACUCAUCGACUCUCCUACAGAGUCGUUGACUCACUCAUCGACUCUCCCAUAGAGUAAUUGACUCACUCAUCGACUCUCCUACAGAGUCCUCGACUCACUCAUCGACUCUCCCAUAGAGUCGUUGACUCACUCAUCGACUCUCCUACAGUCUUUGACUCACUCAUCGACUCUCCCAUAGAGUAAUUGACUCACUCAUCGACUCUCCUAUAGAGUCGUUUACUCACUCAUCGACUCUCCCAUAGAGUCGUUGACUCUCCCAUUGACACUCUCGUAGAGUUAAUGUCUCUUUCAUUAACCAAUUGACUCUCCCGGUUCCUCAAAUACUCCUCGACUCCACUAACAUCCCUGACUCUCCCAGUAAUUGAUUCAAGCUGCCAAAGACUCCCCGACUAUGUCGUUAUCUCCGGCACUCUCCCAGUGACCACGUGGCUCUUCUAGAGAUCAAAACAAUCUGUAACUCUUCCCAGACAAUUAUCGACUCUCCGCCACCCCCCUUAGCACCAUGCUGGGACUGACACUCAAGCAGGCGUCGACGGCGCUGCGCGAUGGAUCCCUGUCUCCCGUCGAGCUGUGCCGGCGCUGCCUGGCCUGGGCGGAUGAGACGCGGCGCCUCAAUGCCUACAUCAUUCUCGCGUCAGAGCGGGCGAUGAGCCAAGCGAUUGAAUCUGAGCGCCGACACCGCUUGGGGCAGCCUCUGGGCCCCUUGGACGGAAUUCCUUUCGCUGUCAAGGACAACUUUAGCACCAAGGGCAUCGAGACCACAUGUGCCUCCCGCAUGCUGCAGGGCUACGUGCCGCCCUUCAACGCCACGGUGGUGCAACGGCUACUGGACCAGGGCGCGGUGCUGCUUGGCAAGACCAACUUGGAUGAGUUCGGCAUGGGCUCGGGCAGCACGGACAGCGUGUUCGGGCCGGUGCGGAACCCCUGGGGCUACUCGCGCUCCUACCGCGUGCGGCACCAUCUUGGCGACAGCGGCCACGGCGAUGACGGGGAGUGGCUAAUCACGGGCGGGAGCUCUGGUGGGAGCGCCGCUGCUGUUGCGGCAGGAACGUGUUUCUUCGCACUGGGCUCGGACACGGGAGGCUCGACGCGGAACCCGGCGUCACGCUGCGGAGUGGUGGGCCUCAAGCCGACGUACGGCCUCGUGUCGCGCCACGGCCUCAUCCCCCUCGUCAACUCCAUGGACGUGCCGGGGGUCCUGGCCUCGAGCGCCGAUGACGCAGCCACCAUCCUGGGGGUGCUGGCUGGCGUGGACCCCCUGGACUCGACGACGGCGAGGGAAGCGUUCCGUCCGUUCUCCCUGCCGCGCGAGAGCCGCGUCAGCGGCCUACACGUGGGCAUCCCCGAGGAGUACCACGCUCCCGGUCUCUCUGCGGACGUGCUGGCCGCGUGGAGCCGGGCGGCGGAGCUCCUGGAGGCGGGCGGAGCGCGCGUGGAGCGCGUGUCCCUCCCGCACACGCAGCAUUCCAUCGUGUGCUACCACGUGCUGUGCACCGCCGAGGUGGCCUCCAACAUGGCGCGCUUCGACGGCCUGCAGUACGGCCUCAGGAGCGCGGUGGAAGAAUCCACGGAGGCGAUGUACGCGGCCACGCGUCACGAGGGCUUCAACGACGUAGUACGGGGCCGAAUCCUCGCCGGGAACUACUUUCUGCUGAAGCAGAACUACGAGCGCUACUUCGUGAAGGCCCAGCGCGUGCGCCGCCUCAUCGCCGGCGACUUCGAGGCGGCGUUUGCCAGCGGCGUGCGCGUGCUGCUGACGCCCACCACGCUGAGCGACGCCCCCACGCACCGCGACUUCUGCAGCGAGGACAACCGCACGCGCAGCGCGCAGGAGGACGUGUUCACGCAGCCCGUCAACAUGGCCGGCCUCCCGGCGGUGAGCGUCCCUGUGGCCCUGUCUACGCGGGGUCUCCCCCUCAGCCUGCAGCUCAUCGGCCCGGCCUUCUCCGAGCGGGACCUGCUGAGCGUGGCCAAGUGGCUGGAGGAGGCCUCCAACUUCCCGAGUAUCGACCUCCCCGAGUCGUUCUCGACGCCGGGGGUCACAACGGACGCUCGAGGGAUUAAAUCGACGUAACUUUGAGUUGGGCGGGCGGGCAAAUAAGCGGGCAAAUAAGUGGGUG
This is a messenger RNA of Petromyzon marinus (sea lamprey), 2383 nucleotides long. RefSeq names its product glutaminyl-tRNA amidotransferase subunit QRSL1 (gene QRSL1). Gene Ontology annotation, biological process: glutaminyl-tRNAGln biosynthesis via transamidation; mitochondrial translation. Gene Ontology annotation, cellular component: glutamyl-tRNA(Gln) amidotransferase complex; mitochondrion. Gene Ontology annotation, molecular function: glutaminyl-tRNA synthase (glutamine-hydrolyzing) activity. The record is from RefSeq and is a predicted model, not a curated record. NCBI's taxonomy places the organism in Eukaryota, Metazoa, Chordata, Hyperoartia, Petromyzontiformes, Petromyzontidae.